Messenger RNA from Pocillopora meandrina, 22235 nucleotides. The record is from the annotation of a GenBank genome assembly. Lineage: Eukaryota; Metazoa; Cnidaria; Anthozoa; Scleractinia; Pocilloporidae.
UCUCUGCGCCAGCAACGGUGUUUGCGGCUUUAUGGCGUUUGUAACAUACUCUUUGUUUUCACCAUUCUUUCCUCAAGAGGUUAGCACUUAUAUUUAUUGAUUAAUGAUAUAUCACAACAAAUGAAGCCUACAUUGGAAAAUAAAUGUAGUUCCUAGUAAAUAAGUGACUAGUUGUCCUCAUAUAAUGAUUUCAAACUCCAAAUCAACAAAGAGGGUUACGGAUGCUCCUUUUUAGAAUAUUGAAUCAUUUACCCAUAAUUUAUCAGAAGUGUAUAAAAGCAUAACAGUUUCAUUAGAGACCGCAGUGAAAAAGGUGAGGAUGUGGUAAUAUUUUUCAUUGAUAGUUUCGUAAUCAGGGUAUUUUGACUUCGACUUCAAUUUGAAUUUUAAUCUCCUGAUUGUAGCUAUUGGUAUUCUUAAAAGCAUGUAUAAUAAAGCCUUUUCUUCUUCUUCUUUUUUAAAUAUUUGUUUUUGUGAAUGAUGAUUUACACCAUUUGUAUGAUCCUUAAGGAAACAUUUCUUCUUCUAGGAAAAACUGCCCAUUUUAUGGGGAGGUUACAGACAAUAUGAUAGAAAUAACCAAAUACAUAUUCCUUUGCAAUAAAGAACUUUUUAGAAAAUUUCAAACACUUCCUUUGAAGUAAAUCUCUUCGUGUUAUGUCUGCACCCAGGAAAGCAUCAAGGUAAUAGCUUUUAACUAUGAUCUCAUAUUAUGCUAACAAUUCGUGGAAUUAUCGUUAUCAUCAUUUAUUUUUAGCAAUACAAAACAAAACAAAUUUCUGAAAGGAUUUUAAUUUAUAGAAGGCGAGGAGAUGUCAUUAAAACCUCGUGGAUUUUUUUUACCGUUAUUUUUUCCAGAUCUAACGGAAAAACUUUAAACCUUUCCUUUAUCUCUUCCUAUUAGAUCAAUGUCAACGUCCUCUAAAAAGUUUUAAAUCUGGCUUUCAGAUGAGUUGUAAAACGAUGGUUACAUUUUUUCUACUGUUACCAAUUCUAAUGGAAAAUGUCUGUGAUCAAGAUCAGAUUUGAUUCUCUAAUUAAAGGAAGGGCUCGUUAAACAACAGCCUUCAAUCCAACAGGAGAGUGCAGUACUCGAGCUCAGAUUGUAUCUCUUGAGUUAGUUGACUUUGGACUCUUCGAAGCAUAGUUAUUAUCAUCCCCAUCAGUAUUGUCUACUUUGUGGUGUUUUAGGCACGUUCUGUAAAUCAUUCACUAUUCUUUCCCAGUGAGGGUAGCACCUAGCACUUCCAAUCGCUCUGACGAAGGGAUAACGCUCGAAACGUCAGCUUUUUUACUCUUUACGGUGGCCAAUUUACGUUUUCAACUCAGUUGUUAACACUAAAUUACCUGCUGGCUCUUACAUUUUUUUAUGAAUAAUAAUAUUCUCCUGUCUAGGACGCCCACGUUUGCCAAUUUUUACACUUUAUUAAAUUUAACCAGUAUGUAAUGUGUUAACGAUUCUCAUUCCUAAAUGUCAUUUUUUUCCUUGAAAUUAAUCAAGAAUAUGCCGUGAGAAGAUUGUUAAGGUUUCGGAUGCUUUUUCCCUAUGGAUUGGAUAAUCUGCCUUAAAAAUUUCAUUUGUUGUAAUUAAAGUAGAGUGAGACGAGUAUACUUUCAAAAUGAGCCUUUUUUUUAAUAUUCGUCUGACUGAUGAUUCAUGCCCUAAAGUUACUAAGUUGUUCUUUUGUUUUGCCUGUUUUGUUAUUCAGCUUAUGAUUCAUAUCGAGAUUCCAAAUUGUUUCUAUGACUGACGAUAUCACCCACUAUUCGGUAGCAAGAGAAACAUGUGGUUCGGGAGAACAAAAGGAAAAACGCAAAUUUGCAGACUUUGAUGGGUCUCAUUGUUUAAGAAAUAUCGGGAACCGUUACUCAGAUAAAACUUACGUUCCAACAUUAUCUUACCUUUUUAUCGAUGUUAAUUUCACCAUAAAGAGUUUAAGGGGUGACCUUUCGAGAGUUAGCCCCUAGUCGAUCGCUCUGACGAAAGGCCAACGCUCGAAACGCCAACCUUUAAACUCUUUAUGGUGCCCAAUUUAUGUUUUCAACUCAGUUGAUAACACUAAAUUACCCUCUAAGGGUGGUAAAUAACUGUCCUCAUUUUGGUCAAAGGAUUAUCCAUUCCGGUCCAUAAUGACUACUAGUUCAGAGAUUCUACCCAAUGAUCGGAGGAAAGGCUUGAUAAGUAACAGCCUUCAAGUCAGUGGGAAAGAGGAAACCUCAAGCUCAGAGUGUUCCUCUGGAGGUUGUUUACCUGGGAUUUCUCACUGCGGAGCUAUCCUCCUUAUCAAUUGUUUUUUGAACUUUAUCAUGGAUUUUGCUACAGAAGCGGUGUUUUCACCAUUUUUUCCUCAAGAGGUAAGCAAAUUAAGUCGAUGUUUCAUGGACUUUCAUUGUCAUUUAUGCAAAGGUUUUAAAUUGUUUGGCUUAUAUUUCAAGUUAUGCUCGCAUAAAGUCCUUUAAGGUCUACAUCACUAAGGUAUACAAAGCUGAAUUAGUUCAUGUAUUUGACCUAGACAGACCGUGUUCGUGAAGUCUUAUUCGUAGUUGUUAUUGCCACUGACGACAGUUAAAUGCUAGAAAAAGGAUUUUAUCGUAAUAAAUGUUUGAAUUCAAUGCAAUGUAUUCUUUGAGUUCUUUUUCUUUCUAUCAAGCAUUUUAGUGGGGAGGUUGCUUUGCAUGAGACUCUGGUUCCCGUUUGCAUCUGACCUUCUUGUACUUUCUUGAGUUAUUUGAAAAAAAAAAUCUAUGUUAGCGUAUAGAGAGUGGUAUCUUGCUCGCACCAAUCAGAUCGCCGCAUUAGGGUAUGUAUCUUGCACCAAUCAGAGCGUCGUUUUUGUUCUUUGGUUUUAGAGGUGUUCAAAUUUCAACGAAGUAAUGAGAGAUUCAGAGAGAGCGGUUCGUAACAUGGAAUCAUCUUUAAGAAUGAGAAAUGUUGGCUUUUCUGUGUUUUUAACGUAUAUUUUACCGCACUUAAUGAGAAGUGCGAUACUACUGGACAGCUAAAAGAUAUCCGAUUACCUAUAGUAAACGUGUUACUCAUGCUGACAAAGUGGUGGAUAGUUUUGUCGAGAGAAAAUGGGGUCCUCUGCCCUGUAGCACGAUCAUGGUUACUGUUCCUUCACGACGAGAGUGAGUGGAAAAAUUUUGAAUCAAAUAUUGCUUGGGGUGUUGAUGAAUCGCACCAAACAUUUUGAUUUGAGCAGUUCUUUAACGGCAAGCUGUGUUGCAAGAUUCAUGAUUUGUUGAGUGUGCCGAUUAUAUUUUUCUGGAUUGGUUUACUCGGUGCUAUCUCUAGAUGAAUGUCUGAUUAAAAUGAACUAUGAACGAUUUUGUGUAUGUUUUCGAUGCCUAGAAAAAGUUAUCUUGUGAAGUCUUUUGUGUUUGGCCAAGGACGAAUUCAGAUACCAUCGUUAGCAUGUUUAUCUGAUUUUGUUAUCUAGAUGAAUGAUUUACGGAGGUCAGUUAAUAUGGUUUGAUCUACUAACGUCGAAAAUACAUCAAGUCGAAGGAACAGUUUUAGAGGGGCCUAUUAGAAACCACAAAACCUUAGAAAAAAUCAUCCAAAACCGAAAAACCGAAAAAAAUUUCGAUCAAAACCGAAAACUGCCUGCAAAACUGUCAAAACCGAUACAUUUUCACAUCCCAGUUAUUAAAGCCCUGAUUGGUCCGAUACAGUGAUGACAAGUCGAGCAUACAGAGUAAACUACACUCAUUUAAUUACAGGAUUUAUGUAUGCUAUGGACUUGGCAUUCGUAUCUUCUAGUAUCUGCUUAAGUUAACAGCUGCUCUCUCGAGGACCUCGAGCGUGGUCUCUGCAGCUGGUAAUGGAAAGUAGUUAAAUUAAGGAAAUUCGCACAAAAGUACUCUAUAGGAUUGCAAUUUUGCAGUCGCAAAACGCUAUAACUCUGGAAAGUUUCAUCAAAAAUCCUUAAUCCAACACUUCCAUUUGCGAACUAAGACCUGAAAGUUUGGAGAUUCUAUUUGAAUGUUGAAUCAAUCAGUCACGUGCACGUGUAGCCUGUAACUCGGUCAGCAACUUCAAGGUGGCGUUGAUAAAGAUACUCUGGCAAUGUUCCGUGCUUAGUCGUACCCUACGUGUAGCCGUACCCUCCCCUCCCCCCACCUUGAGGGAGGGAGAGGGGAGGGGGAGGGUACGGCUACUGGUUGGCUACCUAGGAAUCCCUACGAUAUUCCAAUUGGUUUGUCACGCAUUUCUCUCGAUAACUUUUGCGUUUAGCGGCUAUUCGAGAUCAGUGGAGGCGCGUAACUGCCGCUCAGAUCGAAGAGAAACUGGAACCCUAAUAGGUCAAAUAGGAAAAAUCGAAAACCGCAUCGGAUAUCAAAUCCGAAAACCCGCUGGUAUUUUUUGCGAAAACCGAAAACCAGAUGCUGAAAAACGGAAUAUCCACAAACCGCAAUGAACACCAAAACCGAAAAACCGAAGUUUUUUGGCACAAAAACCAAAAAACCGAUCUAAAAAAUAGCUGAAACCACAAAACUGAAAAUCCUAGUGCCCCCCUCGUUUUGGUCUCGGUCCGCAUUUUUGUCAACGGAAUAAACACAUACCGUUUAAAAAGAUGAUAAUAUGAACCACUUGCAAAGCUGUCAAUUGUUUCUCGAAUGCUGUGCGUGUUAAAUAUUCAGUAGUGACAUCUCAUUAACAUCUACAUCUACUUUUAUCACAUUGGUAAAAUCUGUACAGACAUCACACCAACCAACUCGCGCGCAAAGUGAGAAGACUAUAUGAAGGCUUGAAAUUAUAUUAAGAUCGAUUUUGAUCAAGAAAUGGGCCAGGAAUAUUCCACAAUAGUGCAAACAAUCGGGAAAGCUGAUCGCGGAAAAGCGAUUGCAUGACGCUCGGUAAGUUGUAAGAUGACAUGUUAUCACAUACCAGACGAAAAAACUCUUUAGAUUCUCAGUCUGCAUUUUGUACCCACUCUGCAGUCUGCAGUCUACAUUUUGUACCUAGUCUACAUUUUAUAUCCGGUCUGCAGUCUGCAGUGUGCAUUUUGUACCAACAGGUAUCCGUGGCACCAAUAUAGUUUAUUUUUGGUCACAGUUAUUCGCACAACACACACAAUUUACCACAAAAUACCUGUGUGUGAGUUAAUUCGACAUUUUUGUUCUUUUCCGCGUUAAUACUCUUCUUUCCUUUUAAAAAAUUGUUUACCGUUUACAUAUUUUGAUCCAGUCCUAAAUAAGAGCACAGAGUUCAAGUACUCUGACACGUAUCUUAUCCAAGAGGUUUUAUUACUCACCCCACCUACAAUGCGUUAUGAUGCAUUUUUGCGACUACAUUGUAAGAAAUUUGCGGCAAGUAUUCAACCUUUUAUCUGCAGUAACUAAUUUGCACUUGCAGCAGUUUCUUUUUUUACAUUGCAGCAGCAGUAGUUCAGCAACUGUUAUACGUACUCGCUGGAACUAUGUUAUUUUGUGGUUUUCUGCACUAACAAAUAGGGUUUCGAAAACACGUCACUUGAGCACGCUAUGAGUAAGUCUUCUGGAAGUUGAGGAGCGCUGUUAGUAACCCGCUGUCAAUAUUGAGAGAUGACCUUUACAACAACAAACUACCGAAAGUAGAGAUCUUCCACCGGGUUUAGUUUAGUUGUUUAGUGUCAGUUCACAGUACUUUUCCCUACAUUUAGGUUGAUAAAGCUAAAGUGCGUCAAUUUCGUUAAAGAAAAAUUAACUCCGACCAUAGCCUUAUAGUAAUAUGGUAGGAUAUAUUUACAUACUGCACCUCCCAGGCUUGAGCCGAUGAAAAGUCUGUUGAAAAAAAUAUAUUCAAAAGAUUCAAAACACAACAAAAAAAAGACAAACAAGAAGUAAAAAAGGAGAUUUAAUUGACACUUAGAUGUGUCAUUUUUUUUCUAAGCGUCUGUAAAUACCAGCGAGAAAAGGGAUACGUCUGCGUUAUUGACCAUGGGUGAGGUCAAGAUGGCUAGAUAUUGGCCGAGUUUUUUGUUUGUUUGUUUGGUUUUUUUUUUGCGUUUUAUCAACCGAGAUGAGGUCUAGGUCCAUAAAAGUGCGAAAAAAGAAUGAGUCAAACAUCCUGCCGUCUUGACUUCACUUUUGCAUGAUCAAUAGAGGAUUUAUUGUAUUAAAAGAGAUUUCGCUCAGAUAUGAAUCAAGAAAGACUUUUUUUUUCGAGAGCCAGGAAGGAAAACCAAUCGUGUUUGUAGCAGAAUUAACCCACCAGACUAGUUUAUGUAUUUGUUUUAUGUAUUUGUUUUGAAUCUCUUUUGCUCCUUUUGCAACUCGGCUCAACUAGUAGCAGUAGCAGAAGCAGAAGCAGAGACAGGAGCAGAAGCAGUAGCAGUAGCAGUAGCAGUAGCAGUAGCAGUAGCAGAAGCAGUAGCAGAAGCAGAAGCAGAAGCAGAAGCAGAAGCAGAAGCAGAAGCAGAAGCAGAAACAGAAACAGAGGCAGACGCAGUUGUAGUAGCAGUGGCAGUAGCAGAAAAAGAAGCAGUGGUAGCAAUAGCAGUAGCAGUUGCAGAAGCAGAAACAGUAGCAGUGGCAGAAGUAGUAGUAGUAAUAGCAGUAACAAUAGCAGUAGCAGUAGCAGUAGCAAUAGCAAUAGUAGUAGUAGAAGCAGUAGCAGAAGCAGUAGCAGAAGCAGUGGAAGCAGCAGAAGAAUAAAAAGUAAUAGCAACAGUAUCAGUAGUAGUAGCAGAACUAACAAUAGCUGCUUGAAAUCUAGCUCGGAAUGUUAUUGCACUGUGACUUGACAAAGAUUUUGAUGUGAUGCAUCAAAGAUGAAGACAGAAUAUUUACCCUAAAUAAGUCAUGCUUGUGUAGAGGCUUGAAAGCUCUGCAUUUGUUUUCUCGUUGUCAGGCAUUCCAUUUUCCCUACACAUUAGCAAAUAAAUGUAAAAACCGAAUAUAAGAGAAAAAUUUCGUCAGGUUAUGCUUAACGUAACCGUUUGUAGGAUAUUAUCACAAAAUCGCGAUUUAAUUUGGUGGUUUUAAUUUUUAAAAUUUUCUCUCUUAGUAUAUCUUGGGGUUCAUAAAUGAGGGGCUUUGUACACGGAUUAUUAGAAAUGCCGAUCGACAACAGAAACACAGGAAUGUCCUGCGGAGUCUAAGGAGACACUCAGCAAAAACAUAUGUCGUGGGGAACUAUCUAAGGGUUGUGCGUGACAGACCUAUAUCCAAUUCCGCUGCCGGCAAUUUCGAAAAGGUUGUGUUUUGUCAAGGUUGUGGGCGGCUUGAGUGCGCCAGAACUGAUCGAGUAAUAGCAGCAAAGACUCCUUAAACUUCGAGCCCUUACCUUGAAUUUUCAUAUUUUCAUGAUUUUGCAGCUAGGCCCUUUUGGGCUUUCACCGAAACACUCUUCUUCUUCGCAAAUUACAUAGUCUAGUAUAAUACGCAGAAAUCAUGGCAAAGAUCACUAUGCACGCGCAACUGAAAUCAAGAGAUGUCUAGUGGAAUUCAAGAACCGGAUGUUUUACCGCCAGAAAACAUCUCGGAAGUCAUUCAAAUGUAUUUUAACACAUCAUAAUUAUCUUUUUACACUAUAGCGGACUAAAUAAUUCAGUUCGAAAAUACUCUUUUGUAAACAAACCACGAGCAUUUCAAAAAUUUCAAUGUAGUUUCAAUAAUUAGCUUUUAAAAGUUUGCAAAAUUUUUUCUCGGGAAAUUUAGUUAAAACAGUAAUACUAGUUUGACUUGAGAACAAAAACAAUUUAAAAAAAGGAUAGUACUGCUACUUCGAUGUAAAUAUAAGGUGUACAUCUUAAGAAGAAGGAAGACCUAUGCAAGACAGAAUUAAGGAGCACGAUCGAGACAUUCGACUCGCCCGUACCGAGACCUCCGCCGUUUCAGAGCAUGCCCACAACACCGAACAUAAGCCACUCUAGAACGAAGUAAAGUUUAUUAAUCGUGACCCUUAUUACUACACACGCAAGGUCAAAGAGGCAAUUCAUAUAAGACUUCACCCUAACAACAUCAACAGGGAUAGUGGAAUAGAAAUUCCAGAAGCGUGGAUGCCCACGAUCAAAAAACACAACAACAGGAGAGCCGUGUGACAGCGGACCGCCGAGGGAGCAAAUCCCUGAGUGAACAGCAAGGAUCGAAAUGCACCAAUCAGAGCUGUUGAAUAACAACUCAUCACAGCAGAGCAUCAUGCUUUAUAAGAUCACGCAUGACCAGUCGACCUCAUCGCCUGAAGAAGACUAGCAGUAUGCAGUCGAAACGUUGCGAUCCACAUCACACGUGACUACAUCGUGAGACAAACGGAAAACUUAGCUUUUAUUGUUAUUUACUACGAUGAAUAACCACAACCUUUUCUACAACAUUAUUGUACUUACCUCAAUUGGUAAGAAUGGCGCGUAAACUGAAUAUGCUGCGUAUAGGACGAAAUAAACCAGGCACAUCGAAAAAAGAAGGACUAUGUUACGCGAAGUCCAGGUUUCUUUGUUUGUCUCCGGGGGGGUUUCAGCGGAGCUAUCAGUUGGGAGAGUCUUGGAGCUGCUACUCUUCAUGGUGAAAUCUCUGCCAAUAUGCACCGAUAUGCUAUGAACGCUGACUUACUUGCAAGUAGUACGUGGGAUCAUCACGCGUGCGAGCGGCAGGGUUUAUAGGGCGAGUCUCAGUCUCCAUGUUUCGGCUGAUAUUUUUGGGAAAAAUUAUUUUGCAACAGCUUGCAUAUAACUUACGAAAUUGUUACAGGCAUGUUAAGACGAAGUCGGAGGGCUUUCUCACCCUUCUGUCUAGAUAUCUGUUUAGCAAAACUUCCUUUCGUGAUAAUUUUGGCCAAACUAUGUCUCUACUGACGACAGCAAUUAGCUACCAAGGGCAGACUGAUAAAAAAGAUUGUGCGAUAUUUCUUCUGAAGGCAAUAGGGAAAAGCAAAGAGCUUUUUACGCUCUUAUCCAAAGAUGGAAUACCGAUAUGAAGAAGUUAGAGACGUCAUGAGUUUCUAAAGUUAAUGUUUCAAGCCGGUUAGCCCUUCGUCAGAGGAUUUUUAGGUAGUGUUUGGUUUAUUUACAUAAGCACGGAGCUACGCUGUUGGUAGGAACAUGGUAACGCGAAGAAAAAAGAAUGAGUUAGUUGAAUCGAAAGUAUUCGUUAAUACUGUGGGAUUAGGGAUGUCCAUUUGAACGUUUUUUUUUUUGUUGUUGUUCUAGAGUUUUGCGGCUUUCUGAGCUGUCCAGAUGUAGCGAAAGGCCACAGACUGCCAUAUCGUGCUUAGAAUGAUUUGGGAGAUAAAGUGUCUAGCGACUGAUUUGAAUGUGUCUGAAUCCUUACUACGUCACGAAAGUGUUCUCGGAAUCAGUCGCCAAAUUAUCUUCCUGUUUCACCAAUGUCUAGCUUUGAGAUAAGUGCAAGAUAAGAAAUAGAUAACCUUUGCUUGGAUACAGGAGAAGUGUUCGGUGAUUACUACACCUGCAAAAAUCUAAGUAUCAUUUACUGUUUUAUCUGCUAUAAAAUGGUAAGCGAUUUAUAUACCCUCCACAUAUACUGCUAUAUGGGGCGUUAAUACCGGCAAAUAUGAAGAACACACGACCAGUCGGUGUAAGAUUUUGACCCAACUAUAAGGAAAACAGAUAAAGAUUUAGAAAAUUUAUGCACGUAGUAUAUCGGCAUCAAAAUAAAUUUCAGACAUUUGUUGAGGAAGACUUCGACUUGAGCUCUAACGCGAUUAUGGACGCUAUUACUGUCUCAAAUGAAAUGACCAGGAUAAUAUUGACGCGUUCCACAAGCUUCUGUAUGCGCAUCUGAUCUAAAUAAGAACUGAAUCACCGGCCAGUUCGGUGUUAAAAGACAGUUUAAAAAAAAAAUAAUAUUCCAAAUAUAUCAUUCUAGCUUAUUUAGGGGUUGGGAAUUUAAGGGAGACAUACCGGCAUUUUCAUCACAAGUUAACCCGACGCUUUUAAGGUAAAAGAUUGUAUAAAGAUCAAACUGCUACGAGAAAGUAGUUCUUCGAGAUUACAAAUUCCGUGGUAACUGGCUCUUUCCGUAAGUAAUGCUCCAAUUGAACUCUUAAGAAAACAAUAUAAUGGCUUUUGUUAAAAUUGAUCUCUGCACAGGAACGUCCUGGAGAUUAACCUUCUCACAAUAUCUAUCAUUUCUUGAACUCCCUUAUGUUUUGUUUGGGCGCAACUAAUUUCCUCUCUUUUAAGGUUGUAGGAAUAAACAAUUUCUACUUUUCAUCUCUGCACUGAUUGUACAACCAGGAAAUUUCCUCGAAAAGCACGUAGUUCGUAAAUCUAUGAAAAUAGGCGGUAACUUGGGUACGCCCUUUAUUCUUGAUCUUUUCUGUUUAAAAAUUCUAUUUCCUGAAAAUAUGUCGUGCUCACGCAAAAAAUAAUGUAUUUAGUGGACCAGCAAAUCCUCUUGGUUGCGCAAUUCUUUUUAGAUUUUGCGAAUUUGUUUGAAUUUCGGGCAAUUUUCAGGUUCCAAAUGAUACAAAUCACUUUUAAUGCUUUGUAAAAGCUAAAAAUUGGCUUUAAAAUGUUUGUGCCAGACAAGGACUCAAAAACAGUAUAUGGACAAGUGAAAGCCGAUAAAGAAGCGAAACGCUUCGCUUUUGAAGUUUUCAGAUUUUGCCUGGGUUUGAAGUCUGAAAUAUCUAGCAAACGCACUAAAGCAAUUUUAUCAUGUUCGAGCAAUUUAAACAUAAGGCUAUGAUGCAGUCGAAAAUUUUUAGUACACUCUCGCCUCCUUUGAGCUUGUUGAGAAACCUACGACUGACCACUUGUCUGAUGAAAUGCUGUUAAAAGGAUGUUUAUUUCACAAAAUAAUUUAUUUAUGUCUCCAACAUAAACUAGAAGAGAUAUUUUGAAAAAUGAGAAAAACCCCGGGACCGAAUGAAAUAAAAUCGCCUCUCGUAACGCAUGUUCAGCUUGUUUGAAACAGAGGAGACAAUGUGUGGUCUUUCAUAAUUUGAAUUUUGAUGGAAUAUUGGAAUUUCAUAUCACUGUAACAGGCUGCAGGGGAUAUUGUUUGAUGAGCACGAAAGUAGCGUAGGAGUUGCUCAAGGCGCAGCCAAGAGCAACUCUAGCCUCUUGAAACUAUCCAAGUGCUUCAGUUUCUCGAUGUGCAUUUCAUUUUGUCAGCUGUGCAUUUCUCAAGAUAUGAAUCACUUAGAAAGUUUAAAGAGCGCUUAAGAAGCUAGUGUUGCUCUCGGCUGCGCAUCAAGCAUCUCCUACGCAUCUUAUGCGAUCCCCAAACUUUCCACGUGCUGCAUAUCUCAUUGAACGCACUCCGACUUAUGAAACAAAAAUUCGAAAUCCUACAUAACUCUAACAUAAAUUUCUCUCUGAUUGCCCGAAAAUCUAUCGUUUAUUGUGCCGCUAAAGCACUAAAACUCUUCGGCCUUGAGUCAUGUUUUGAUGUCAUAUCUUUUGCGGAGGCAACUCUAAUAGAUUAACUGUCAGUUAAAGAGAAGAGGUACCCCACAGCUGAGCUGAGAAAAAAAAAACAUGAAUUUGACCUCCCUUUUUCAACUCUAAAGUCCUUUAAGUCAUUGAAAAUCCAUGGACAUCAAAUAUCGGAACGGAAAUUGUCGUGCUAUUUGCAACCUCUGCGUCAAUGUGUCAGGCUCGAUGGUGCAGAAAGUCAAACCCAGUUCUAACGCGGUCCAACCCUCUUUCCUCUUUUUUUUAAUGAAUUUUUAUAACAUGCUUUGAAAAGAAAGCUGUUGUUGAGAGUUACAAUAAGUUUUCGACAUUUUAGUCAAAGUACUAUCCAUCCAAACUGAAAAUGACUAUUAUCUGUAGUUCAGAAAUUCGAUCCGAUGAUGAUAGGGAAAGCCUGAUAAUUGACAGCCUUCAACUCAGCGAGAAAGAGGAAAAGUGUUCCUCUGGAGAUGAUUCACCUACGCUUCUUCACUACAUAGCUCUCUGCGCCAGCAACAGUGUUUGCGGCUUUAUGGCGUUUGUAACAUACUCUUUGUUUUCACCAUUCUUUCCUCAAGAGGUUAGCACUUAUAUUUAUUGAUUAAUGAUAUAUCACAACAAAUGAAGCCUACAUUGGAAAAUAAAUGUAAUUCCUAGUAUAAUAAGUGACUAAUUGUCCUCAUAUAAUGAUUUCAAACUCUAAAUCAACAAAGAGGGUUACGGAUGCUCCUUUUUAGAAUAUUGAAUCAUGUACCCAUAAUUUAUCAGAAGUGUGUAAAAGUGUGCAGUAUAAAAGAGGAUGUGGUAAUAUUUUUCAUUGAUAGUUUCGUAACCAGGGUAUUUUGACUCUGACUUCAAUUUGAAUUUUAAUCUCCUGAUUGUAGCUAUUGAUAUUCUUAAAAGCAUGUAUAAUAAAGCCUUUUCUUCUUCUUCUUUUUUAUAUAUUUUUUUUGUGAAUGAUGAUUUACACCAUUUGUAUGAUCCUUAAGGAAACAUUUCUUCUUCUAGGAAAAACUGCCCAUUUUAUGCGGAGGUUACAGACAAUAUGACAGAAAUAACCAAAUACAUAUUCCAUUACAAUAAAGAACUUUUUAGAAAAUUUUAAUCUCUUCCUUAGAAGUAAAUCUCUUCAUGUUAUGUCUGCACCCUGAAAGCAUCAAGUUAAUAGCUUUUAACGUACAUUAAACUUAUAAAAAACCUGAUUUAUAUCAUAAUGCUAUAAUCUCAUAUUAUGAUCGUGGAAUUAUCGUCAUCAUCAUUUAUUUUUAGCAAUACAAAACAAAACAAAUUUCUGAAAGGAUUAUAAUUGAUAGAAGGCGAGGAGAUGUCAUUAUAACCUAGUGGAUUUUUUUACUGUUUUUUUUUCCCAGAUCUAACGGAAAAACUUUAAACCUUACCUUCAUCUUUUCCUCUUAGAUCAAUGUCAACAUUCUCUAAAAAGUUUUCAAUCUGGCUUUCAGAUGAGUUGUAAAACGAUGGUGACAUUUUUUACUGCUACCAAUUCUAAUGGAAAAUGUCUGUGGUCAAAAUCAGAUUUGAUUCUCUAAUUAAAGGAAGGGCUCGUUAAACGAUUGCCUUCAAUCCAACAGGAGAAUGCAUUACUCGAGCUCAGAUUUCUCUUGAGUUAGUUGACUUUGGACUCUUCGAAGCAUAGUUAUUAUUAUCCCCAUCAGUAUUGUCUACUUUGUGGUUUUUUUAGGCACGUUCUGUAAAUUCACUAUUCUUUCCCAGUGAGGGUAGCUAGGAAUCUCUGCGAUAUUUCAAUUGGUUUGUCACGCAUUUCUCUCGAUAACUUUUGCGUUUAGCGGCUAUUCGAGAUCAGUGGAGGCGCGUAAUUGCCGCUCAGAUCGAAGAGAAACUGGAACCCAAAUAGGUCAAAUAGGAAAAAUCGAAAACCGCAUCGGAUAUCAAAUCCGAAAACUGCAUCGGAUAUCAAAUCCGAAAACCGCAUCGGAUAUCAAAUCCGAAAACCCGCUGGUAUUUUUCGCGAAAACCGAAAACCAGAUGCUGAAAAUAGGUAUAUCCGCAAACCACAAUGAACACCAAAACCGAAAACCAAAAAACCGAUCUAAAAAAUAGCUGAAACCGUAAAACCGAAAAUCUCAAUGCCCCCCUCGUUUUGGUCUCGGUCCGCAGAAUUUUGUCAACAGAAUUAACACACCGUUUAAAAAGAUGAUAAUAUGAACCACGUGUAAAGCUGUCAAUUGUUUCUCGAAUGUUGCGCGUGUUAAAUAUUCAGUAGUGACAUCUCAUUAACAUCUACAUCUACAUCUACUUUUAUUACAUUGGUAAAAUCUGUACAGACAUCACACCAACCAACUCGCGCGCAAAGUAAGAAGACUAUAUGAAGGCUUGAAAUUAUAUUAAGAUCGAUUUUGAUCAAGAAAUGGCCAGGAAUAUUCCACAAUAAUGCAAAUAAUCGUGAAAGCUGAUCGCGGAAAAGCGAUUGCGUGACGCUCGGUAAGUUGUAAGAUGACAUGUUAUCACACGCCAGACGAAAAAACUCUUUAGAUUCUUAGUAUGCAUUUUGUACCCAGUCUGCAGUCUGCAGUCUACAUUUUAUACCUAGUCUACAUUUUGCAUCCGGUCUGCAGUCUGCAGUGUGCAUUUUGUACCAACAGGUAUCCGUGGCACCAAUAUAGUUUAUUUUUGGUUACAGUUAUUCGCACAACACACACAAUUUACCACAAAAUACCUGUGUGUGAGUUAAUGCGACAUUUUUGUUCUUUUCCGCGUUAAUACUCUUCUUUCCUUUUGAAAAAUGUAGACAUUACUUAUAAUGUUUCAAGUAAUGCAGUCAUGGAAUUUUCUGACUUGAAAAGAUCCCUAGCUUCCUAGGAUUUUAAUUCGUCUCCUGGAUAAGGAAGUGUUGGCGUAAAGGGGAGGAUGGUAAAAAAGAAUCUUUCACAAGCUUCAACAUUGCCAUGACUGAAAAUUAAAAAAAAAAAUACCCUGUACACUCAUGGCAAAAGGCUCAUCACAAUUACCUUGAAAAGUACAGAGGUAGAAGGUUUGAGGGGAGAGGGGUGGGGCAAAGGGUUAAACUGGCAGAAGUAGGAGCUUAAUAAGGGUCUAGGGAUGGUUGUUGUGCAUAGUUUCCAAUCAAUAAUGCCUCUUUUAUGGUUUCUUUUAUAAGUUUUGCGAUUUAUCAUUUAAUUUUUCUUCUCCUUUUUUGUUGACUUAAAGGCAAGGGAUAAAGGCGUGUCUGGAACUAUAGUGGGUUUGAUCUUUGGAACUUAUUCGUUUGUGAUUUUCAUCUUUUCGCCAUUUUGUGGAGUUCUUGUAAGUAUUUGACUCUGAAGAAUAUUCAUAAUAGUUGAAAUAUUUGAACCAUUUGUUUGCAUAUUUAUCAUUAUUCCCUUUUUCAGCCGAUUAAAUACUCUACCAUACUUAUUUAAGUAUUCAUUUUUUGCGAUAAAUAACUUAAUCACAUUCACAUCAGAGUAGACUCAACAACAGUUUUUGUUUCCAUAUUUUCUUGAAUAUUAGCGCCCGAGCGAUUUUUUAAAAUUUCGGCUGAAAGGAGAGGCGCUUAUUGGAAAGAGGGCGUUUAAUCAAGGGCAAGGGGAGAGGGGAAGGGGCGUGCUUAUCAAGUUAGCACAGCAAUAGGAUGAAAACCAAAGAACAGAUAACACACAUAAGUGAUCUCAGUACCACAUGGAGAUAAAAAUAACUGAAACAGAAAAGAAACUAUUCUCCUGAACUGAUUUUGUGGUAGUUGAAGCUUGUAAAAGUUAUAAAUAAAGUGGCAAUAGGAACAGUUUUUUCUUUUACGCCUACCUCUUAAGAAAGUAAGGGAGGAAGUGGGGUGCUUGUUUGAGAUUAUGGGGAUGGGCGCAUAUUCGGGAGAGGACGCUUACCGGUAUUUGAGCUUGGACGCUUAUUCGAGGAAAUACGGUAUUUUAGAGUUACUUCUUAAGAUAACAAACUUCAUCCCCUUCAGAUCAAAGUGGGCUUAACGAGGCAGAAACUGAAACAGUUUAUAAAAAUAGUGCAUUAUGACAAAUCUAUAUUUGGCAUCCUCAACCCUUUAAAUUCUAAUAGUGACAAGCAUCUUAUUCCUCCUUAAAAUAAUACUGAUGAGUCAUUCAUUAAGAUUAUGAGAAUAACAGGAAAUUAUCUCCAUCCUGAGAAGCUGUGAUAGAUAAGUGAAUUCUCCUUGUCUGUACCAAAGAAAUGUACAGAAAAUGAGUAUAGAGAAUUUAGAUACUGACAUUUGGGCGUAAAGAGAUAAUAUGAUGAUUUAUGAGAACCACUUGGCCACAACUCAGUUGUAUGUAGUUUUCUGCUUGGAUCAACAAUUGAAUUCCAAGCUUUUUCAUAAUCAUUUACUGCGGAGUAAUUUGUAUCACUUUCAGAUACCAAAAUAUGGCCCUAGGUUUGUUCUCUACUCAGGGCUUGUUCUUUGUGGGGGAUCAUUGGUUUUAUUUGGGUGAGCUAAAAUAUUGAAUUAAAUGAUUUCUGUAUUAUGAUUUCUGUAUUUAAUCAAACAAAGAAUCCCUUGGUUGCCAUCUUUUCUUCUCCUCAUCACUCUUCUGCCUAAAAUUAUAUGGAUAUUAUAAAGAGAAAUUUCUCUCAGGUCAAUCUUGGAAUCGAAAAAAGGCUAGCUCUCAAAUGCAGCAUUUUUCAAUGGCUUGAUCAGCUGGGAAAGACUUGAACAAAUGUAAAUAUGCUGAGCACUGUUAAAAAAAAAAUCACUGUUAUAAAGUUUAAACGGUCUUAGAAAAGUGUGAAAAAAGUGUGAAAAGCAAAAAGGAAAAACUAAGAGGUUAAAAAGAUCUAACUUGCCCUUUUACUGCUUUAAACAAAGAUACACUAUGUAUGGCUUUUGUAUCUUUCAGAUUUUGUGACAUGAUUGUAGAUCGCGAUGUGUUCAUAGCUGUUUGCUUUGUCUUAAGAGCAACAUGUGCCAUUGGAGGGGCUGCAACUGAAACCUCAACAGUGUCCAUUUUACUGACAAAAUUUCCUGAUAAUGUUGGAAUGGUUUCAGUAUGUGGGAUUUUUUUUCUUGAAUUCAAACUAAAUCAAUUUUGUAAUAAAUGUAUUGUUGGUCUUAAAAUGUGAAGAUUACAGUAAUGAUGUACUUUGAUAUGCACGAUGAAUUAGAGGUUCUAGUCGGUUUAAAAUGAUAUGAAAGAAAUGCGCAGUUAUCAUAUGACGUAGCAUAGUGACUGAUGAAUGAAUGCUUAUUUUUAGUUAUAAUGAUUAAGGUGGCUCUAUCAAACUCGCUGAGAAAAGGCAUCACUCAGUAACCACUGUAUAAAGCUUGUCAUGAAAUUUCCUGAAUAAUUCUCUUUUUCUUUAAACGUCAUUUUCUAGGGCGUGGUGGAGACAGCUGCUGGAGCCGGAAAUGCCUUUGGUCCAGUUAUUGGAGGAUUUCUUUACACAGUAUGUACAAGGCAUGAUCUUUAUCUGAUACAUUUUCUGGUUUAAAUUUGUAGGUAAUAUAUCAGGGAAAUAUGAUCUGGUAAGCAUCCUUAAAUUGAUGAAAUUGAACAAGGAAGUCAUGUCAAUCAACGUUACAUUCAAAAACGUUACUGGUUUUCUUUUUUUCUUUGAAUACCUAUGCUCCUUUCAGCCAGGUUUCAGUACUCGUGUUGUCUAAGAGACGCUACCUCACCCCCACCCCUCCCCUACAUCACAGUGAGGUUGAACACUUAGUUAUCCCAGCUUUUUCGUCCACAGAGCAUAUCGAGGAAAUAAACAAAGAUAUUAGUAACUGGGUAAUUAAAGCUGCAGUGAAAUGCUGUCAUCAAUGUUCAUUCAUCUUAAAUGAUCUCAUUUCUAGGUUGGUGGUUUUAAACUUCCAUUUUUUGUCACGGGUGGCACUUUGAUUGGUGUAAUUCCAAUUAUAGCAUUGGCACUUGGCAAAGGUUUGAUUUUGAGACAUCUGACCAUCUAGUUUAUCUUACUGGUUAAAUAUCAACAAGGAUUCCACGAAAGCUUUGUUUUAAGCUGAAGUAAUAAAUAUAAAUUACAAACAGGUUCAAGAAAAAUAGUUUGCCGCGAGUAAACAAAAUAGCGGAACGGCGUUUGAAUCAGUGCAUAUGCACGGCUCGAUGUUGUUGUCUUUCGAUUUUGCUCCAAUAAUGUAAGGAAAUUGAAAGUUAAGUCAUCAUAAUGGAAAUAAAUUUCACCAGUAAAAAUUCCAAUUUUAUUUCGCCAAAAUUAUCCAGAAAAUAUUAAAACUUCUGUUCAUUCAUUGAGAAAUUAGAGGUUUUACUCUUUUAGCCAUUCUUGACCGGCAGGUUUGUGCAUUCAUCUUGUUUCAGCCUUUCUCUUCAGUUUUCUUUUUAAUCUGGUUUAAUCCAUUGUGUUCAUUCAUUGAGAAAUUAGUUUUACACUUUUGACCGCCAGGUUUUCAGUUUCAGGCUCUCUGACUGGUUUAAUCACUUUUUGAAGGUUUUCAUGAGAAUCACGACUUGAUCAAAAAUAGAAAUAAAUUUAUCAUUCUAUCUUGUAAGCUUCUCGGCUGCACCUCGUGGUUUGUAAACUUUUCACGUGUUCUCCCAAUAUUACGCUGUAAACCGAUAGAAAAAGGGGUUUAUUGCUUAAAUACAUGUUAAAAAGGCGCUGAGACUCAAAGAUCCGUCAAUAUGAUUAGGGAAUGAGUAAGCAAAAACGUCAGUCUAUAAACAAUCUUUCAGUUCACUCUUGAGUCGUUGUUGUUAUGUACGUCUCCUUUUUUAUGAUGUACGCUACAUAGACAUAAACUAGCUUUGAAAUCGUUUCAAGGUAAUAUGUACCAUUACUCUUUAACAAACACUUUGGUAACCAAAUAUCAUGUUAGCCACCAACAUGAAAAUGCAGGGUAGAUUGGUGAUUGUGUCAGUAUACCGAUGCAUUUGUUCGCGGAUUGGCUGCACCCCAGGUUUUUCAUUAGUUUUUGGAAAGUGUCGAAACGCUUGUACCUGCGUAUAAGACGCACCCCUAACAUAAGUUCCAUUCUUUGGCUGUGGCUAAUCUAUGAGUAAAAACAGUAUAUCAAGCCCAUCCUUUAGGAUCGUGUGGGUAAAAAGCAUUUAACUGAAAGGAAAUUCAGCCCUAGGGCCGCAUAUUUUUUUUGCUGAUCACCUCUAACUCAGGCUAUGGGAAUAAAACGAGAAACAGGAGUUCCUCCACUGCAUUUAGUGUAGUUUCUAGCCAUAUUAGCCCGUCCCUGAGAAGUUUCUAUCUAAUAUUACAAUGUUUUAAUUUAAAAACUACAAAGCAGGAGAAGAAGAGAAGAAAGACGAGGACAAGGAAUCAAUAUCCAGGUUAAAAGUGCUUAAAAUUCCAUCUGCACUCAUGUUAUGUAAGUACAUGAGUACUCUUAACAUUUAACCUAUUAUUUCUGACAAUGGAUGAUGGAGAGUUAAUAUUACUGGAUAAUGUGAUUGCUGAUGCACCCUGGGUUGAGGGUAGCCAGAAUACUUCUUUUGACAGAACAUUUAUGUGGAUACCACGCCUAUCUCAAAACAAGUACCUCUGAAAAUAAGUCAGGAUCAGCGAUUGGAGCAGAGGCCUUUUAUUUUAGCUACAAUUUAGCUAGCUGUUACAAUUGUAAAGAGAAAUGAGAUUGGUCUCUGAUAAAUUUUUCUGCCAUUUUAUUCCAGCUCUCUGCUUUGUCGUCAGUGGUUUUUCAUUUCCUUACUUUGAACCUGUCUUAGGGCCGCAUUUAGAGCAGGUACACCACGACUUUUACUUUAAUAUUAUGACAGGUGUUUUUGACUUAACAUAUAAUGCUUUAGACUGUCACAGAGCAUGCUACGUCAACUGUAUGGUUUUAUCAAAUUUGACCUGUCUUCGAGAGGAAAACCCGGGCACCAAGAUCUUUUAACGCGAACAUUCGAAAAUACUCCAGGAUUUCGUUAGUUUUGUUUAACUUCCCUUUUGUGAUUCACUAAACUCGCGCCAAAAAUAAAAGUGAUCACGAAUGGGUCACUUGCAUUUUAUUGUGCAUCACGUAGAUUCCUUCUUUGUACUUAAUUUGAGUUCCUUAUAAGCUCUGUGGGAUGUUUUUCUAUUUUCUGAGUAGACAUUGUCACUACUUCGGUUUCCUGUGUUAGACACUAAGUCGACAGGCUCUCAUUAUUAUUAACGCUGCAGGACGCGCUUUUCUCCGCACGUUGGAAGGUUCGAGACGAGUCGGGAAGAGGUUUGCUGGAAACUGGCAGAGCCCAAACAGACCGCUGGCCGGCUUGCUUUUCUGAAGAACUCAGGCUUCCUCGCAGGCAAAGAAACGCUCGUGUUGCAGCGCUCAUGAUGAGUGUCUGCUUGAAGGCUUAAUAGAAAUGCCUGUUUCUAGUUACUAAGAUGCUUCACCUAAAAUUCAGUUCGCCAAAAUUUUAGAGCCGUCUGUCUUCCAAGCUGAGCUCAGUUGUCCAAUUUUUUAAGGUUCUCAAACGAUGGUAUCUAUUCACUUCACAGAUGGGUCAAAAUACAACACAGAUUUAUCUCGUUUUUCUUUAUUGGGCUGGCACGUACACUCUGUUAGCGCCAAUAGUGGGCUACAUAGGAGAUAAAACGGUAAGUUUUCGCUUUAGCAUAGCAACAAUUAACUUUGCAUCAGGAUCUGACAUUAUCACAAUUUCCAAAUCUACGGUCCAAGAAAUUUCAUCAAAAAGACAAGCGAUUACCAUCAAAGGAUACUAAGACUUCUUCAUGUGAGUUUUUUUUUUUCUUUUAUGUGGAAUUGUAAGGGAAGGGGCGGGGUUCCCAGUGCAUUAUGGAAUCCGUAAUGGCAUGUUCAAACUGAAUUUCACGAUGACCAACAAGGUCCAUUCCUUCCCAAUCAAGAGUGUCUUUCUCAGAGGCCGGGGAUUGGGUUGCGUUGAAAUAAAAUGGAUUAUAAAAAGCAAAAAGUGCUGUGGAAAAAUGGCGAGUUUUGGCGACGUCUUGCUGUAGAGAGUUUUCCCAAAUAUUGUCUACUUGGAUUUCUGUAGGUUCUCUAGGGAGAACAGUUACCGUUACCUCCGAUUUACUGUUGAUUCAGUUGUCAACUCGAGGCGUCACUUCAGAGAAAAACUCAUAUACCCACAAUCUGGGUUCGCUUGUUAAAAACUCAUGCUGACGCCUCUUCCUCGUGUGUGAUUUAGUGUGACUUAAAAAUAAAUGCAUGAUUUUUAUACAAUUCCAUUCUUCUCUAUUAAUUUCUUCUCAGAACUGUUAUCGAUCGAUGAUUAUAGUAGGUUUUAUUGGAUUUUUCAUUGGAUAUCUGUUGAUGGGACCUGCUUCAUUUCUCACGUUCUUACCACCUAAGUAUGUGUACUAAUCAUUUUGCAUACUCUUGAAAUGUUAACGCUUUAACUCCCACGGGAUCUAAUUGUUAUUUUCUAUUUUGGCUGCUACAAAUUUCCUUGAAAAUUGGUAACAAGAAUUUGGUGCUAGAUCACGAAAAGACUUCUACUUGAUAAGAUCGAUUAUUCUCCUUACCUGUUUGCUGGACAAUGUAUGGAAAUUAUAGUGAUAGGUUACAGGUUUAUAACUUCUGGGAGUCAUAAGGUGAAGAAAAAGUACACGUUAACAAAUAAUACUCACAGAUAAGCUGCAAUUUAAGCAAUUGCAGAAAAAAGCCUGUAAAAGUUCAGCUUUCAAUAGGAUUCGAACGAGCGCUUCUAACCACUGAGCCGCAGAGCCACAUUUAGUGAGCAAGGCAAAUUUAAGUGGGGCCUUUGUUUGCCUUAAAAUAAUUAAAAAUGAAAUGAAGUAAAUGAUAUAUUGGCUGGUCAGAGGAGAGUGUACAAUCCUUACAUUCCUCCACACUAACCUUAAACGUAUUGGAAAUGUGCCAACAAAUAUACUGGGAACAUUUUGGUGAAUGAUCGAAACUUUUCAAAAUUAAUCUGUGUUUUGAGCGAUUGGUACAUGUUCAAACAAGUCAGAGGUCACCAGCGUGCGAUCCCACGCAGAUUUGUAGCUGCAAUUAUCAACUUUCAAGCCUAUUUCUAAAUCAAUCGAAAACUGAAGUUCAGUCACCUGAAAAAAACCUUAUCUUGAUGGUAAACUGCUCAUUGGAUCCCGCUAUUCUUGCAGGACGAUUUGGCUGGUUAUUUUUGCAAUAACCAUCCAAGGAAUUGCUGGUGGUUUUGCUUUUGUACCCAUCAUGCCUGACCUUAUUAAAAGUUUAAGGUAAGUAGCAAUAUUUUCGUAAGGCUCGUUUCUUUUCUUUACCAAGGAUAAAGUUUCAGUCAGUGAAUGGCAGAGUCUAGGAAAUCCAGUUGGGAAGAGUUUAAGUUACUAGAAGACAACCUAAUUGAUUUAUUUAUAGAUAUGUUUUUGUGUCAAUGAUUUUGGGCUUGCUUUUGUUACCUCUUUUCCUCUUGCAGGGCAAAUGGAAUGCCCGAUAAUUCCUCCACAAACGCGCUUGUGUCGAGUAUUUACGGUUCUAUGUAUUAUUUAGGGUAUGUGCUCUUUUUUCACUGAUUCUUUAUCUUUUUUGUGUUAGUUGCUGAAGCGGCAACGAUAUGAGGGAGGGCAGACGCUAACAUCCACUCUUAAAAUGGAUCAUGUACAUUUUUUCAAUUCCUUCUUUACAGAGCAACAAUUGGACCCAGUCUGGCUGGAGUAUUAGAUGAUCAUUUUGGAUUUGAGUGGGCCAUGAGUGUAAGUGCUGUUUUCAUCAUUCGAGGCAUUUGAUCUACGCUACGAAACUUAAUAUUAUGAAGAGUUUGGGGAUAAGUCAGUAUUUAUCGAACGGCAGUGGGGGGGUGGGGGAGUGAAGGAUUUUGGUAAGGAUCACAUGGUUUUCAAGGGAAACAGAUGGGGGAUCACUCCGUUCAGCCGUCGCAACAGAGUAUAAGGGGAAACUAUAGAAAGUUAACUGUUAAUUACCUGUCAGUUAGAGGGGACAAGAGAUGAUGAGGCGGAUUUUGGUUAUGUCAAGAUAGAAUUUAGUUCCAACAAACUCCCCAC